Molecule: messenger RNA, 939 nt
Organism: Penicillium canescens
Lineage: Eukaryota; Fungi; Ascomycota; Eurotiomycetes; Eurotiales; Aspergillaceae
Product: dTDP-4-dehydrorhamnose reductase family protein
Exons: 4
Coding region: 1-939 (312 amino acids)
Biological process (GO): S-adenosylmethionine biosynthetic process
Cellular component (GO): methionine adenosyltransferase complex
Molecular function (GO): DNA ligase activity; methionine adenosyltransferase regulator activity
Source: RefSeq, a predicted model, not a curated record
AUGACUUCCACUGUUCUUGUUACUGGAGCCAGUGGCUUCCUAGGACGCGCUGUCUUCAACACCUUCCAGCACUCUGGUGUGCUGGUAGUUGGGCAGGGAUUCUCCCGCGCUGCCCCGCCUACCAUCUUGAAGGCGGACCUUGAGAAGAAUGAAGAUAUUCAGACCCUUUUCGAUGAAGUGAAGCCUCAAAUUGUCAUCCACUGCGCCGCCAACAAGUCGCCCGACCUCUGUGAGAAGAACCCGGACCAGGCCCGCAAGGUCAAUGUCGACGCUACGCGCGCCUUGGCCAAAGAAUGUCAGAGCCGUGGUGCUUUCCUGAUCUACAUCUCAACCGACUACGUCUUCUCCGGCAAGGAGGGUGAGGCACCCUACGAGGCAGAUGCACCAACCAAUCCUCCAAACCUGUACGGUCAGUUAAAGCUGGAUGGCGAGCGCGCAGUUCUGGAAGAAACCGGCGACUCGGGUCUCGGCGUGGUACUGCGCGUGCCGGUGCUCUACGGCAGCGCCAAGGAGAACUCCGAGAGCGCAGUGAACACACUCGUCGAUGCUGUGAAGAAGGCCACCGAUGAGAAUGCCGGCGUCAAGAUGGACGAUUGGUCUCAGCGGUAUCCGACCAACACCGAGGAUGUUGGUCGCGUGUGCCGGGAUAUCGUCAUCAAGUACCUCAAGGAGAAGGAGAAGCGCAAGGAGUUGCCGCGCAUCCUGCAAUUUACGUCUGAAGACCGCAUGACCAAGUAUGAGAUCUGCCAGAAGAUUGCUCAGGUGCUUGGUGUUGCGAUCCCCGGUAUGAUCCCGCAGGGCAAUGACCCCAACGCUGCGGUACAGCGGCCUUAUGACACCCAUAUGUCGACCAAGGCGUUGACUGACAUUGGAAUUGAUGUGCGGACAAUGGAUUUCGUUGCCUGGUGGCGCAGGGAACUAGGUGCUUACCGCAAGUAA